AUGGCAAUUGCUUGGGGCAGCAAGGACUUUGCCAAGGAGCUUUCGGAUGUCCAGAAGCUUUUGAACUUCUCUCCGAAUCCACAGCUCCAGGCGAGUCUUUUGAAUGUCUUGCAAAAGAAGGUCGUGACUGCCGACAGUUUGCCGGCACGGGAGUAUGUGAACAUGCUCCAGUCUGUGGAACAGUCUGGAUUGGACGAAAAUACAAAAAAGGCAUUGAGUGAUGCUCUUUUGAAGAAUGCUUCAGGUGGCAGCACGGAAGGUGGCUGCAAGCUCGUCAAAGUUCCGCAGACACUGAAGAACCCAGUGGCUUAUUUGACGAAAGAGGAAAUCGUGCAAAUUAUGCAAGGUGACAUCAAGGACGCCCCGAUCCUCAUUGCCAGACGGCUUCGGGUGAUUGGCUUGACGAGCCGCAAAGAAUGUACGAAGAAAUCCUGUGUCACUUUGCAUGUGCAAGCCCAUCUUUGGCAGAAUCUCCAACAACCAGAUGCAGACAAAAUCUACAAAUUAGCGACUGACUUCCAGGACGUUUUUCACAGCCUGAACGUACAGAGUGAUGUGCCUGCCUUCCGGACAUAUCCAGACGAUCCUCGAGAGUUGGGACCAGAUUGGAUUGCCAAAGCCUGCAUAGGUUCUCACCCCAGCUGUGCAGAGCUGCCACAGCUGCAUGUCUUGUCCAAGUCGUGCCCAAUCCGCACCACCAGCCGGCUGCUCAAAGGCACUUCUCAGGGUUCCAAUCAGCUUGCUUGCAACAUGUCCAUGCAUGCCAUGCAGCAAAAGACUUGGCUGGAGACCAUGAAAGAAAAGCUUGCCGAGGAGGAAGCCAGACAAGCUGCACUCAAGCAGACGAGGUCCAGUUGCUGCCGACACCUGCAAAUACCUCUACUGCACGUACCGGCUCAGAGCCCCGCCGAUGCUCCGGAAAACAAGUGUCCGCAAAAGCAGUCGGUGCCAGGGGCAAACGAAGGCAAAAGCUUGGAACAGUACGAAGCAGAGGCAUUGGCACAAGUGGAGAAUAAGAAAGCACCGAAGCAGGAGAAGAAGAAUGGGAAGCCCUGCAAUCAGAAGAUGCCACAGCUCUUCAAAAAGCCUGCAGCGAAGUGUGUUGAGAAACACCCGAUGAACAAAGAGAAGAAGGCUGCCAAGCAGGACGGAAGGCUCACCUGCUGGGGCUGUGCAAGAUGCCGUGGCAAUGUGUAUGGCUGCGACAAUUGCAAUUUCGAUGGGUUCGCCGGUGUGCGACUCAACGGUCGGGCCGAAUGGAAGAAGCACAUGGAGGAACGGAAGAAGGCGGCCAAGCACUGA
Symbiodinium sp. CCMP2592 is the source of this 1302-nucleotide messenger RNA. The record is from the annotation of a GenBank genome assembly. NCBI's taxonomy places the organism in Eukaryota, Dinophyceae, Suessiales, Symbiodiniaceae.